This is a messenger RNA of Pecten maximus, 8519 nucleotides long. RefSeq names its product ATP-dependent RNA helicase TDRD9-like. The transcript has 36 exons. Gene Ontology annotation, molecular function: ATP binding; RNA binding. The record is from RefSeq and is a predicted model, not a curated record. NCBI's taxonomy places the organism in Eukaryota, Metazoa, Mollusca, Bivalvia, Pectinida, Pectinidae. Gene Ontology annotation, cellular component: intracellular anatomical structure. The coding region runs from base 68 to 4474 and encodes 1468 amino acids.
UCAGGAAAAUGGCGAUAGCAAUGUUUUGAUUUUUUCCGACGAGUUUUGUACAGGACUCAAAACUAUCAUGAAUCGUCUUGUAAGCGAAAUAUCGCUCGACACAGCCGACGAGUGGUUUAAAAUUGGGAAAAAAGCAUACAAAGAUGUACACACUUUUUCCAAAAGCAAAUCAGGAGGAACCCCCGACUUUGACACUGUCACACAAAAACCACGUGUGGUGAACGAAGAGCAAUACAUCCCUUCAUAUAACAGGGGUCCACGAGACGAAACCCAACGAGAUUAUGCUGCUUCAUAUUUGGAGGAGGAGCAGCAGCACCUUUUUGAGGCAAAUCAACCCCAGCAACAUGGAGUCAACGAUGCAGCUGAGCGGAUGUCAGAGAUUGACCUUGACAGCAUUUGUACAAGCGCUGUGGCUAUGCCGGACGACCUCAUUCCAUCUAAUGCUGUAGAUGUGUACCAGAACUACAAGUUUCAGCACACUUACGACAAGAAGCUGCCCAUUACCAGACAUCACCAGCAGGUGAUCUCCACUAUUGAGUGUAACCAAGUGACCGUGGUGCAGGGGUCGACUGGGUCAGGGAAGACAACACAGGUGCCUCAGUACAUACUUGACCACUAUGCCUCCAUGAACAAAUACUGUAACAUCAUAGUCACCCAGCCAAGGAGGAUCGCUGCUAUUAGUAUUGCUCGUCGUGUGUGUAGUGAGCGGGAUUGGCAGCUGGGCACUGUGUGUGGAUACCAGGUUGGCAUGGACAGGACAAUAUCAGAUGACACAAGACUGACUUAUGUAACUACAGGAGUGUUGCUUCAAAAACUAAUCAACACCAAAAACAUGUUACAGUUUACUCAUGUUAUCCUGGACGAGGUCCACGAACGAGACCAGGACACAGAUUUCAGUCUGUUGGUUGUCCGUAAGCUCCUAAGAACAAACUCUCCGCAUGUCAAGGUUGUGCUGAUGUCUGCCACCAUUGACUCAGAAGUGUUUGCCAGCUACUUCGCACUCCCUCUAGGGCGAAAACUUGAACCUGCCCCUGUCAUCAGCGUGGAAGGAAAAAUCUUUGCAGUAUCGGAAUAUUACACAGAGGACCUGUCUGUUUUAGGAGAGGUGCCCCCACUGGACGAAGGAUCACCUGCCAUCUCCUUAGAGGCUUACACUAUGGCUGUUAGACUUAUACAAGAGUUUGAUAGUCUGGAAGCCAAGGACCAAGGAAUAUCCCCCACAGGUUUUGCUAACUUCAGAGGAACUGUGCUAGUUUUCCUGCCAGGUCAAGCGGAAAUAGAGUUUAUGGAUACAAGUCUCCAGGACAGAUGCCAAAACACAAGUAUCUUGAAAAUCCUUCCGUUACAUUCAUCCAUCACACUGGAGGAACAGUCAAAAGUGUUUGAGAUGCCAGGAACAGGAGAGAGAAAGAUUAUUUUGUCUACAAAUAUUGCAGAAAGUUCCAUUACUGUACCGGAUAUCAAAUAUGUGAUUGACUUCUGCCUGACUAAGAACCUUGUGGCAGAUACAGAUACCAACUAUACAAGUCUACAGGUGGAGUGGGCUUCCCGUGCUAACUGUAACCAAAGGAAAGGUCGAGCUGGUCGAGUGUCAAAUGGAAGAGUCUACAGAAUGAUCACGCGAUAUUUCUGGGAACAUUUCAUACAAGACUUUGGCAUUCCAGAAAUGCAGCGUUGUCCUCUGGACCGUGUCAUACUCAACGUCAAGGUGUUUGACCUUGGAGAACCGAAAGCCAUCUUGGCCCUAGCCCUGUCACCACCCAACCUGGAUGACAUAGAGAAAACCAUUCUACUACUAAAGGAGGUAGGAGCGCUGAGUACCCCGACCUAUGAGAAAGGCAGUCGCCAUGAUGGAGACCUGACCUUUGUAGGGCGUGUGUUGGCUGAUGUUCCUGUGGAUGUCCGGCUUGGCAAGCUCCUUAUCCUGGGUCAUGUGUUCGGGUUACUGGAGGACUGCCUUAUAAUAGCGGCAGCACUGUCACUGAAGUCUGUGUUUGCCAGUCCGUACAAGAAACACCUUGAGGCUUAUAGACACAAACAUGAGUGGGCUGCUGGCUCUAGCAGUGACUGUAUCGCCAUCCUUAAUGCCUAUAGGGAAUGGGAGAAGAGAAAGAUGUUGGGCGAUUUCAAACGACGCAGUCAGAAGGAAAUGUCAUGGGGAAGGAUGCACUUCCUCCAGAUCAAACGUUUGUAUGAGGUCCAGGAACUAGUGAAGGAACUUGAGUCUAGGCUGAGUAACUUAAACAUCGAGAAGCCAAGGCAGACUCCAAACUACAAACACAAGUUUACCGAAGACCAGGAGAGGCUUCUCCUUAAGGUGAUCAUGGCAGGUGCUUUCUACCCCAACUACUUCAUCAAGGAACCAAUCGAUGAACAGGAGUCACAUCGGAUCAUGUCAGGUCAUGACCCCUUCAACACAAUCAUGGUGAAAGGUUUGCCAGCCAAUCAGGGAAGUCUUUACAAGACUGCAGUAGAGGACCACUUCAGGGACAUAGGCUACAGACCUACUGCCUUUUUCGAGGAGACAAAGGCCUACAUCAGUUUCCAGUGGAAACCAGAGUACAGAGGGAAGGUCCAUCCUGGGGUGUAUUCCGCUGUUAAACUCAGACAACUUCGCCUACCACUGGAGAUCCAGCUGUUGUCAAGAGAGGAAGCGUACAGUCUUGUUGAGCAGCAGGAAUUAGCAAAGGCACCACGACGGGGUUGCUUACGUACAAACAGGAUUACAGUGUCAAAUCAGCCACAGGACAGCCAGAAGUACAUGUUACCUCCACCCUCAGCCUCGUCGGUCGAGCUGUGUGUCACAGAGGUGAAGGAUUGUGGACAUUUCUGGGCACAGUACUCAGAGAGAGAAAACUGCAAUACACUCUCGGGUGUGCACACCUGUCUAAACCAGGGCAGAGCACUUGUGCCUUUGGUGGGUCGUAUCGCUAUGGGGAGGCUGUGUGCUGCUCCGUUUGAGGAUGAGGCAAGAGAAUACUACAGGGCAAGGGUAGAUAAUGUCCUCCGUGUACCGAUACCUCACACCAACCAGUUCAGGGAGUCACUAGAGGUUUUCUUUGUUGACUAUGGGAAUACGGCGUUAGUGGCCAGAGAGGAUGUCCGGGAGUUGCCUGAUGCCGUGUCAGAAGUCCCCUUCCAGGCCGUCGAGUGCUAUCUCAGUGGGAUUCGGCCGUCGGUCAUCAAGUGUCCAGAUGGGCGGUGGACUAAACAGGCCUUCAACACAUUCCAAAGUAUGGUGAUGAACAAGGAUCUGUUCGGGAAGAUAUACUCUGUGGUACGCGGGGUACUACGUCUGGAGUUAAUUGAAGUGUUGAGAAAUGGCCGUCAGAUUUGUUUCAAUCAUGAGUUGAUUGCCCUGGAGUUUGCUGAUACUGCUGAAGAAAGCUUCCUGUCAAAGCAAAACCACGAGCAACGUGUACUGGAGGAGUCGACCGGACAAUUUGGUCAGCCGGCUGGACAACAGAGGCAACUCAACAGUCAACAGACCAACUGGCUCAACCUCUCCCUCCAACCAAAUAUGAACUUCGGGGAUAGUCGUCGAGGGGGCAAGGUGAAUUUAAGAGGUCCACACAAUCCUUAUGAGAUGAGCUUCAUCAGCAUGACCAAUGUGGGAUCAUGUAGGUGUGCUAAGAUUGAACCAGGCAGCAUCAACUGUGUUGCCAUUGAUGAUGAACCUCAUGACCCUCACUCAAGACUGAUGAUUGCAGCAUUUGUUGGACUGAACCCAGGAGGAUCGACCAUGAUGGCUCGGGACACAACUAUAAUGCCUUUGAUACCAGGACUACCAUCUUUGAUCUCCCUGCUGUUUGCUCCUGUGGCAGAAUUCAGGACCGACCCUGAACUGACACGUCUAACAGGGGCUAUAUGUGGACUUGGACCAGCCCUGAACAUGGAAUAUUCCUGUUUCCCAGACCAUGACCUUGAGGUCAUCUUUGAUACCAAGAUUGACAUAGAGGACAUUUACAAGAUCAAUGGUGUACGGAUGGCGAUUAACAUUGCUAUUGGCAGCCAGGAGAAAGUCAUGGGUUGGGGUCCUGAUGCUGUCUACAAAAUCCAGGAGUCAGCUCGCACUAAACUGAUGGAAGUUCUACAGAAGAGGAGGGAGACUGUACAGGAGAGGAAUGCUGACAGGCCGUACAGAUGGAACCAGCUGAACCCAGAUGACAUCCUCCACCAUCGCUUAGAGAACACAGAUGCAGACAAUCCUGUGUUACUCAAUCUCCAUUCUGCUGUGGCCCUAGUAGAUGAGGAGGUGGAGGAUCAUACUCAGAAUACGGCUGGCCAUCGUAGGGAAUACCUCAAACAACACAUCAAAUAUUUGAAAAAAGCUGCAAAGGAUUUACACCGGCGUGACCCUAUUACCUGUGAACUGUGUAACGUGACUGCAAACACACCUCAGCUACUGGCAUCCCACCUUGACAUGCGCAGACACAGGGAGAGAGAGGAAGCUCUUCAGGAGGACGAGACCUGAGUGACAGAUAAUCUUAAAACGAUGUUUGUCUAUAACUCGAAGAGGAAGCUCUGGAAGAUGACAAAGGCUGAGUGAUAGAUGAUCAAAUUAAUGUUCUAUCUAUAAUUCCAGAGACAGAUGACUUGGUAUGAUGGUGUUACUUGCCCAUGGUAGAUUGGACAACCUCAAUUAGGUUAACAAGAAUCUUUGUGGACUAAAAUCUAUACAUUCAUCAUAAAUCCGUGAACUGUGCUGGGCUAGCUGUUGACUGAUGCAGUAUAUCUAUGAUAAAAGGUCAGGUGUUAGGACAACCCACAUUGUCUGUGUAGACUGGGCCAGCUAUGAUGUGUAUCUCUGAUAAAAGUGUUGUACACCAAGACAACCCGCAUUGUCUGUGUAGACUGGGCCAGCUAUGAUGUGUAUCUCUGAUAAAAGUGUUGUACACCAAGACAACCAACAUUGUCUGUGGGUAGACUGGGCCAGCUAUAAUAUUGUGUAUCUAUGAUAAAAGGUGAGGUGCUAGGACAAUCCAAGUUGUCUGUGUAGACUAAGCCAGCUAUGAUAUUGUGUAUCUAUGAUAUGAGUGCUGUACACUAAGACAACCCACGUCUGUGUGUAGACUGGGCCAGCUGUGAUAUUGUGUAUCUCUGAUAUGAGUGCUGUACACUAAGACAACCCACAUUGUCUGUUUGUAGACUAAGUCAGCUAAAGAAUGUGGUGCCAUGUAUAUGUACAGAUGCUAAGACAACUCUAGUUGCCUCUCAUUGUAAAUCUACUUGACAACUCAUUCUCACUUGAAAACAAAAAUCAAGAAAAUCACAGCAAAUCAUUUCCAUCCCUGUAAUUUUGCUAUAUUGUUUUGCUAUAUAUCUACUUUUUAUACCUACUAUACAGUUUUUCACGAACUUUUUAUUUGUUACUAUGGUAGCUAGAAGUGCUGUGUUAAUUUUUCUCAUAGUGAAAGUGUUGUAUUACCAUGGUAAAAGAGCUGUGUUACUACUGUAGAAGUGUCCUGCUACCAUAGCAGAAGUGUCCUGUUACCAUGGUAGAAGUAUCCUGUUACCAUGGUAGAAGUGUCCUGUUACCAUGGUAGUAGUAUCCUGUUACCAUGGUAGAAGUAUCUACUCUACCAUGGUAGAACGGUAAAAGUGUCAUGCUACCAUGGUAGAUGUUUCUGUUUACUAUAGUGGAAUUGGUAAAAGUGUCUGGAUACCAUCGUAGAAUGGUAGACGUUUCAUGUUACCAUGGUAUAGUGGUAGAACAGCCCUAUUUCCAUCGUAGAAUGAUAGAACUGACCUGUUACAAUGAUAGCCUGUUACAAUGGUAGUAGUGUCUUGUUUCUGUGGUAGAAUGGUAGAAUAUUCCUGUUACCAUAGUAGAAAUUUCAUGUUACUAUAUGAGAUUGCUGUUACCUUGGUAGAAUGGUAUAAAUACCCCACUGCCAUGGUAGAGAUUUCCUGUUACCAUGAUAGAAAUGCCCUGUUACUAUGGUAGAAGUUUCUUGUUAUCAUGGUAGAAGUUUCCUCUCAUCAUGGUAUAAUUGUGAUAGUGCCUUGAUACCACGGUAAAAGAACACUAUUACCAUGGUAGAAGAUCUUGUUUCUGCUGUAGAAAAGAGGAAGUUUUUUGUUACCAUGGUAGAAGUUUUUUGUUGCCAUGGUAGAAGUUUUUUCUUAUCAUGUUAGAAUUGUGGAAGUGUCCUGGUUCUAUAAUAGUUCUUUUUUAUGGUAGAAUUGUUAUGUUACUGUAGUAGAAUUGUUAUGUUACUGUAGUAGAAUUACUAUGUUACUAUGGUAUAUUGGACCAAUGCUAUAUCUUACCUAACUUUUUGUAGAAAAAGGGUUUUGUUUUUAGGUAGAAUCGACUCUACCUCUUCUUAAUUUGAUGAUUUUUUUAUAGGAAAUUUAGAAUUGAAGAUAUUGAUAGCAGUUCAGUUUUGCUUUAAACAUUUCCUUGUAGUAUUGUUGAUACAAAUUUACAUUUACAUGUAUCUCAUUCAAGUCCAUAUUGAAAUGUGUUGUGUCUAUGAACUUUGUAUUCCAAGAUAACAUUACUAUUUUACAAACAAGCUGAUUUACAUUGAUACAGCUGGGUGUUUUUGUCAAAGUUUCUGUACUUCCCAUGAAAGAUUGUGAAAGGAGACAGGCAUUGGUCUAGGACUACAGAGGGACUAGACAAAAGAAAGUUUGUUACUGUGUAGAUGAGAGGGACUAGACAAAAGAAAGUUUGUUACUGUGUAGAUGAGACGGACUAGAAAAUAGAAAGUUUGUUACUGUGUAGAUGAGACGGAUUAGAAAAUAGAAAAUUUGUUACUGUGUAAAUGAGACGGACUAGAAAAUAGAAAAUGUGUUACUGUGUAGAUGAGACGGACUAGAAAAUAGAAAAUUUGUUACUGUGUAGAUGAGACGGAUUAGAAAAUAGAAAAUUUGUUACUGUGUAAAUGAGACGGACUAGAAAAUAGAAAGUUUGUUACUGUGUAGAUGAGAGAGACUAGAAAAUAGAAAGUUUGUUACUGUGUAGAUGAGAGAGACUAGAAAAUAGAAAUUUUGUUACUGUGUAAAUGAGACGGACUAGAAAAUAGAAAGUUUGUUGCUGUGUUGAUGAGAGAGACUAGAAAAUAGAAAGUUUGUUACUGUGUAGAUGAGAGAGACUAGAAAAUAGAAAGUUUGUUACUGUGUAAAUGAGACGGACUAGAAAAUAGAAAAUUUGUUACUGUGUAGAUGAGAGAGACUAGAAAAUAGAAAGUUUGUUACUGUGUAGAUGAGAGAGACUAGAAAAUAGAAAAUUUGUUACUGUGUAGAUGAGAGAGACUAGAAAAUAGAAAGUAUGUUACUGUGUAAAUGAGACGGACUAGAAAAUAGAAAGUUUGUUACUGUGUAGAUGAGAGAGACUAGAAAAUAGAAAGUUUGUUACUGUGUAAAUGAGAGGGAUUAGAAAAUAGAAAGUUUGUUACUGUGUAGAUGAGACGGACUAGAAAAUAGAAAGUUUGUUGCUGUGUAGAUGAGAGAGACUAGAAAAUAGAAAGUUUGUUGCUGUGUAGAUGAGAGAGACUAGAAAAUAGAAAGUUUGUUUCUGUGUAGAUGAGAGAGACUAGAAAAUAGAAAGUUUGUUACUGUGUAGAUGAGAGAGACUAGAAAAUAGAAAGUUUGUUACUGUGUAAAUGAGAGGGACUAGAAAAUAGAAAGUUUGUUACUGUGUAGAUGAGACGGACUAGAAAAUAGAAAGUUUGUUGCUGUGUAGAUGAGAGAGACUAGAAAAUAGAAAGUUUGUUUCUGUGUAGAUGAGACAGACUAGAAAAUGGAAAGUUUGUUACUGUGUAGAUGAGAUGGACUAGAAAAUGGAAAGUUUGUUACUGUGUAGAUGAGAGAGACUAGAAAAUAGAAAGUUUGUUUCUGUGUAGAUGAGAGAGACUAGAAAAUAGAAAGUUUGUUGUUGUGUUGAUGAGAGAGACUAGAAAAUGGAAAGUUUGUUACUGUGUAGAAGGGAGGGACUAGACAAUAGAAAGUUUGUUACUGUGUAGAUGGGACGGACUAGAAAAUAGAAAGUUUGUUACUGUGUAGAUGAGACGGAUUAGAAAAUAGAAAAUUUGUUACUGUGUAAAUGAGAGUGACUAGAAAAUAGAAAAUGUGUUACUGUGUAGAUGAGAGAGACUAGAAAAUAGAAAGUUUGUUACUGUGUAGAUGAGACAGACUAGAAAAUAGAAAGUUUGUUACUGUGUAGAUGAGACGGACUAGAAAAUAGAAAUUUUGUUACUGUGUAGAUGAGACGGACUAGAAAAUAGAAAGUUUGUUACUGUGUAGAUGAGAGGGACUAGAAAAUAGAAUGUAUGUUUCUGUAAAUGAGGUUACUACAGAAAGUGGUGUGUUUUUUUGUUAUUUGUUAAUUCAGUUUCUUAUAUGAACCUGAAGUAAGGUGCAAUUACCAUUAAUCUCAGAAAACUGACAAAAGUUUCUGUUUUGGAUUGAUUUUAUUAUAAUUUGUUUGCCACAUUUCUCCAUAUCUGGUAAACAUGUAUUAGAUUUUGUAAUUGCGUUGAUGAAAGAUUAAAUUUGUUUUAUAAGUUGAA